Messenger RNA from Paramecium sonneborni, 8481 nucleotides. NCBI's taxonomy places the organism in Eukaryota, Ciliophora, Oligohymenophorea, Peniculida, Parameciidae. The record is from the annotation of a GenBank genome assembly.
AUGAACAAAGAAUUAUAAAAGAUGAAUCUCUUACUUUCUGAUAUUGAGAAGAUAAGCACUUUUCAAACCCUUUCAUAAUAUGAUUUAAUGCUUAAAGCUUUUUAAACCUUAGAGAUAUUUAUGAAAGAGACUUAAACAACAGAGGGUUCUUAAUUUCUACCAGAUUUAAUCAUUAAAAGUCUUUAUCAUAUCAUGAAUCAUAAGUAAUAUCCAGAUUAUAUUCUAAUUCAUAUUGAAAACUUAAUCAAAUCUAUGCUUUCUUACAUCUCUAAGAACAUUUUUGAUGAUAAAAUGAGCUAUUUGUUUUAUAAAAUUAUGGAUCCAUCUUCUAUUAUAUAUUAAUAUAAUGCUUUAUCAAAUAAUUGGCACGAUGAUGUAAUUAUCUAUACUUUUAUUAUAGUUUAUGGCUUAUUCCUAUAACAAAAAUCCUGAAUAUAAAUAAUUCAUUGAUGAUCUAAAUGUUGGUUCUUAUUUAGAUUUUAUACGUAUAUGUUAAACUACAAAUAGAAUGAAUUGGAAUAGAGGUAUGAUCGAAGAAAAAAAUGAAGAAUUUGUUAAAGUAAGAAAUUUAAACGAGCUUUAAAAUUCCUAAAUCUAUAACAUUAAAAGUGGUCAUUUGAUGCCUAUUUUAUCUCGUUCAGAGAAUUUGAAUUCAAUGUUCACUUUAUAGAAUUAAUAAGUUCUUUUAACAACUCUAAAUGAUAAAUGGAUUUUUAGUACUAUUCUAGAUAGAAAUGUAAUUUCAGAUGUUGAAAAUAUUAUUACCUAUACUAUUAAAUUUAAUAUAUAAUUAGAAAAUGAAACUAAAAAUUUUGAUGAAUAAAUAAGUGCUUGUAGUCCUAGAUUAUCUCUAUGUGGUAAUCAAAUCCCAAGAAAAUUUAAUUCAAAUGAAUAAUUUGUUGAUGAUUCAUAUGAUACACUUUAUGAAUGUGAUUAUUAAAAUAAUAAGUUUUAUGCUAUUUUAAGACCUAGAUAUUCAUAGAGCAUGCUUUUAAUUAAAUUUAUAAAUUAUUUUGGAUCUAUAGGAGGUUUCGAAUAAAUUCUAAAAUUAUAAUCAGUUGAUAUUUUGGGAAAUUAUAUACAUGCAAUAGGAAACAUUCAUGCCUAACUUUAUAGAUCAUUUUGCCAAGAAUAUAUUCCUAAAUUAUAAGGAUUAAGAUAAACUCUUCUUUAAUCUGAUGAUUCAACAUUACGUAGUAUGGGUCAAGGUAAAAUUAAUAUUAUUUUAUAUGCAUUUAAAUUAUUAUUGGAUAGAAUAAUGAGUGAAGACUAAAGAAAAGAAUGGAUACAAAAUCUUGGCUUAGAAUUUGUAAUAAUAUGUUUUAAUUGUAAAUUCUUAGAUAAAAAAAUUAUUGGAUUAAAACUUUUAACAGAUAUAUUAAAAUAGGCUUAUUAUGAUUAAUCUCAUGGUUAAAUUAUAUAAUGGAUAGAGAAAUAAUAAAUUUUGGAAAAUCUAUUUCAUCAUAAUACUCACUUACAAUUAUUGGAAAGGACUAAAGAUUUGAUCAAAAUCUAUUUAUCAAUUGAUGGUGCUUUUAAUUUUAAUUAUUUAUCUAUCGUUUGGAAUCUCAUGUAAUCUAAUGAUAAUGAAUUAAGAUCUAUAAUAUUUAAAUUAUUUAAUGAUCUUGCUACAGUAAUGUCAGAUCAAUAGGUUUAUUAUUUCCUUGAAUAAAUUCAAAAAUUAGAAUUAGAUAUAAUUCUAAUUGAACAUGUUCAAUUACUUUUUGAAAUGCAGAAAUAACGAUUCAAUUAAAAACUAUUGAAUAAUUAAACUAUGGAGAUUUUAUGGAAUAUUAUUGAACAUGCUGGAUUACAAUAAAAAACAAAAUUAGAAGAUUAAUCUAGAACUUAUUUAAUAGAAUUAAUAAAACUCCUUAAUGUUAAAGAUAUUAAAUUAUAGAUGAUUUCGAAAUUGAUUGCAAAUAUAAAAUAGUAGUUAGUUGAAAGUUCAUCUUUAAAAAUUCUUUAAUAAAUUAUUUACAAAUUCUUACCUUAAAAAAUAUUACAAUCUAAUAAGGAUGUAAAUUAACGUUCUGAGGAAGACAAUAAAAAUGAAUUUAUAACAAUAUUUAUUAAAUAGGAAAAGAUUCAUAAUACUUUAAGAGAUAGUAUUGAGAAUUUAUACAUAUAGAAUUAAGGUAUUAAUGUGAAUGAUGUUAAUGAAAAAAAUCUAUAUAUAAAUAAGUUAUAAGAAAGACUUCUUGUAAUUAACACUUUAAUUAAAAUUAACGGAAGUGCUGCUGAUAUGAUCGAUUAAUAAUUUUUAGAUUUAAUUUGGAAUAAACAUAUUUUAAAACCAAACUUAAAUUAAGAAAGUGAGAUGGUUAGUUAAUGGUUUAGAAAUUUGAUAGAAAAGGAUGAGAGUUUUAGUUCUGUUCAAUUAUAUGAAUUCUUUUAGAGACUACUUAAAUAAGAUUGUAAAUUGAAUGAAAAUGCAUUUAAAUGCUUUAAAUCUAUAUUAUAUUAUGUAAAUUAGAAAGAUUAUAGAAUUCAGAGAUAAUCCUUAAUAUUCAGAUAAUUAUGUGAUUAAUAUGGAAAUUUGUUAAGUACAGAGAAUGCAAAUGAUUAAGAGAAAGAAGAGUUGAUGGAUUAUAAAAUAAUGGUAGAUGUGAAUGAAAUAAUAGGUAUAGAAUAUUUAUGGUAUAUUGUUUUUAAUUAAAAAUUAGAUUAAGCUGUUUAAUUAUUAGUGAAAUUAAAUUUAUCAUAAUAAGAAUAAUUUAUAGGAUAAGUGAUUUCUAAAUUAAAAACAGAUGAUGAGCAAAUUAUUUUGAGAUGUUUUGAUAUUUUAAGAGAAUUGUUAAAAGAGACAGAGAGAUUUGGAAUAGGUUAAUAAUUAGCUUUAGAUGGUUUGAUUUAGGGAAAUUAAUUUAUUAUCAAUUUAAUAAAGGAUGAAGAUUUAGGUUUAAAAAUAACAAUAUAGGUAUAUUAAAAUUUGACAAUAUUUGAAUUACGUAAAUAAAUUGCUAAAGAAAUAUAAAUAAGUUGGUAAUAAGUAAAAUUGAUAAGAAAUGGAAUCGUAAUAUUGGAUACUGAUAAUGGAAAAACACUUAGAUAAUUGAAUAUAAAGAAGAUGGAUGUAAUACAUGUUCGCAAAAGAAAUACUAAACCUAUUCCAAAAGUGUCUUUAGUGGAAAAUAAUAAAUUGUCACAAAUAUUUUUGAAAGUUUUAAAUGAUCUAUUCAAUUAAUAUUCAACAAAUGGAAUGAUGAACUUUGUAUAACAUCGUUAAUUUUUAAUUAAAGCUUCCAACAGUUAGAAUAUUUAAUUAGAAUAAAGAUUUAAAAAAUUGUUUAGUUAAUAAAAUAUAGAAGAGUCAUCUAUAACAUUAAAUAAUUUUAUUUCAUUUUUUGAGGAUUGUUGUUUAUAACAUUAGAUUGUUGAAGAUAUUUGGUGGAAUUUAUAUGCUUUAGGAUAUAAGAAUGAUCUCUCUUUAAUAAAUGAUGAUAAUUUCAAAAUAGAUGAAUAUAAAUUACCUCGUUUUUAAUUGGUUUAAAAUUAAGAAUUUUAUUAGAUAAUGUUUGAACAUCUUAGUAAAACUAAUCAAAUUGCUUAAGAAUGUUGGAAAUUAUUGUGUUAAUUACCAGUAUUUGAAUAAGCAAGAUAAAGAGUUAAUAAUUUUGAAAAUAUUAUUAAGGAUGAAUCUUAUUAAUUAUUAUAUUCAUUAAAGAUUAUUGAAUAUCUUCUUUAUAAUAAAGAUUAUUGCCGAUUUUUUAUAAUUAGAUUAGGAUUUAAGUCAUUAUAGAAUAUAUUGAAUAAUUUAGAAAAAUAAAGUUGUAAAAUAAGAAGACAAGUUUAGAGAAUUAUUUUAAAAAUCUUUAUUAAACACAUAGCAGCUUAAUAUCAAUUUUAAUAUAAUACAAUAUUUUAGAUUUAAUAAAGUGUUAAAUUUCCAAAAGAAGUGACUUUAAAUCUAAUAGGUUAAUUUAAUGAUGGUAAUAUUUAAAAAUAGGAUCAUAAAUUUAUAUAAAAAUUAUAGGAAAGAGAGUCAUUUUAGGAAUUAAUAAAAUUCACAUCAGAUUUAGAUAUUUAAUUAGAUUAUAAGGAUUUAUUAAAUUAUUUAAUUAAAACGCCUGUAGAUUUAUAAGAAGAUCAAAAAGUGAUAGAAUAUGUUUUAAUACUAUUGACUACAAUGGUUGGUUUUAAUUUAGGUAAUUGUAGAAAUUUCUUUAUUGAAGAGAUCAAUGAAAUCAAAGAAAGGUAUAAACAAUUUUUAUUUGCACCUGAAUAAUAAAAAAUAUAAAAAUUCACAAUAAAUUCUUUGUAUUUGAUAUAUAGGAAUUAAAAGGAUAGAAUAAGUAAACUUCUAAUUGAGAUUUUGAAAGAAUUAUUUCCAUCUAAUGAUGAUAAAGAUUCUUAAUUUUAUUUUGAUUUAUUGGCUAUAUUAAUAGAAGAAGAUAAAUACAGUGAUUAAGGAUUAGCUAAUAAAAUAAUAUAAUAAUUAAAGAAUUAUGAACCAAAUGAAUCUAGAUAAAAUUUAUCAUCUGAUAAAACUCUUAUAGGAUUAUUAUCAAUUUUAGAGAGUCUAUGUAAGAUAGAUUCAAGAAUCUUAUCAAUUUAAUUAAUAUAGUAUUUAUAUAAAGUACAUUUAUUCUGUUUUGAUAUGAGUUAGUUUAGUUUGAAUCCUUAAAAAUUAAUAACUCCUAAUUAUGUAAAAAGUAAAUCUCCAGAGAGUAGAAAAAUAGUUUAUCGUAUAAUAAUACUUUAUUUAAGAAAGAAUUUUAACUUGUAAGAGAUUGAUUUAUAGUCAGUGAUUUAUCAAGUUUCAUUAUAUGAUGGUUUUGAUAUUAAAAUGUAAGCAAAGAGUCAUCAUGGAUAUGUUGGUAUUAGAAAUUUGGGAUGUAUUUGCUAUAUGAAUGCAAUGAUACAAUAAUUCUUUAUGACUCCAGAAUUUAGAUAUUGUAUGAUGAGAGCAGAUGAUGAAAUAGAGUAAAAAGCUAUUAAAUUUAAAGAUGCUAAUGGUUUUGAAUAAUAUAUAGAUGAUAAUCAUUUUCAUCAAUUUUAAAGAAUGUUAGCUUAUUUAGAUUUAAGUGAUAGAUAAGAUUAUAAUCCACUUUUAUUUUGUAUUACUUAUAAAGAUAUAAACAAUUAACCAGUCAAUUUUUAGUUAUAAUAAGAUACAUAAGAAUUUCUAAAUCACUUUUUUGAUAGUUUAGAUAAUGAAUUAAAGAUUUAAGGUUGGUAAUAAUUUAUUGAAGCUAUAUAUGGUGGGUAAAUUUGUAGUCAAAUGAUAUGUAAUGUAUGUUAACGUAAAAGAGAAAAAUUUGAUUUAUUUUAUACUCUUUCUUUAAAAGUAAAAGAUAUUAAAUCUAUCCAAGAAUCAUUUGAAAGUAUGAUUAAUGGAGAAGUUAUUAAAGAAUAUUAUUGUGAAGAAUGUCAAAAAAAAAAUGAUUUUAUUAAAAGAUAGUGUUUAUCAAAUUUACCAAAUGUUUUGAUUAUUCAUUUAUAAAGAAUAGUUUACAAUUUAGAUUUAUAAAUGAAUGAAAAAUUAAGUUCAUAUUUAGAAUUUCCUAAUCUUUUAAAUCUAUUAUAAUACACUAGAGAAGGUUUGUCUAAUCAGGAAUUCAAACAUGAUUCUUAUUAUUAAUAUAAAUUAAAAGGAGUUGUUGUUCAUCAAGGUACAGCAUUAUAAGGUCAUUAUUAUAGUCUAAUUAAUAUUUAAGGUGAAAAAUGGUUAAAAUUUAAUGAUUCUUUCAUUGAAGAAUUUGAUAUCAAAUAAUUACCAAAUGAAUGUUUUGGAGGAAAAUAGAAUUAUGAUCCUUCAGAAUUCUAAGGUAUUGGUAGUAGCAUUAAUGCCUACAUUUUAAUUUAUGAAAGAAUUCAAAAAGAAAAUGUUUAACUCAAAUUCUCUAAUUAAAAAUAAAUAUAAAAAAUUAUGUCAAAAUUUUAAAAUACAUUUUAAUAAUAAUAAGAUUCCAAUUUAAUUAUUAAUAUGGACUAUCAAACUAUGUCUUAAUAAUUUAUAUCAGAUGCAUUGUAUGCUGAAAUUUGGUUUGAUAAUCAUAAAUUCAUGAUUGAAAGACAUAUAUAUUCUGAAGAAUUUUUUAGAUUUGUUAAAGAGAUUACAAAUGUCUUUCCAUAUCCUUCUGAUUAUUAAUUAAUUAAAAAUCUUGAUCAUAUACCUUAAUUUUUUGGCAUCUACAAUUAAUAUCAAUAAGUUUAAAAUGCUGAACAAAUUACUAACUUCUUAUAUAAUUUAACUUAUAUUGCAAUAGAAUUAUUAUCUCGAUCAUCUAAUCAUGUUUACAUUAAGGAUUAUGCUUUAGCCAUAAUUAAUCUAAUUAAUAUCGUUCCAAAUAAUAUAAGUACUAUUCUUUAACAAUUAUUUAUUCAAAGAUAACAAAGAGUUUUUAAUAUUUUAUUAUGUUCUCCCGAUUCUUAAGUUAGGGAGGCCAUUUAGUCAAUAAUGCUUCAUUAUUUAAAUGUAAUUAUUUAUAUCUAUAAUCUAAUGCUAAAUACUUUACAUCAUAAUCUACAGGAUUUAGAUAAUUAUGAAGAUAAAUAUGAUUAAAUGAUAGUCUGUUACCUUAUUAAUAUUUUAUAACUUCUAUAAAAUGAUGCUGCUAAAGAUUCUACAAAAUUAAAUCAAUAUUUUAAUUUUUGGAAAUUAUUUGUUUAAUCAUCUUAAAUUAAUUUAUUCUUUGCCAAUUAAAUAGAAUUAAUUUCAAUAUUAGCUGAUUUUUAUAUGGGAAAUUUAUCUCCUACAAACUUAGAAAAUACUUAAUUUUAUUCAUUUCAAAACAAAGAAAAAACUAUAGUUCAUAAUUAAAACAUUAUUGUUUCUUAAUAAAAUUCAUUAUUAUAAUGUUUGGAUUAUCUUCUAUAGAAUGAGUAUUAUCAAUUAAGCAAUAAUGAUAAAAUAUGUUUAAAUUCCAUUAUUUUUUAUAAAAAAGCACUAACAGAAUCUGAAGAAUUAGAUGCCAUAAUAUCAAUCAUUUCGAAAAUGGUUUUUAAUAAUUCUGGAUUAUCAAGGUGUAUCAUUGAUAUAAUUUUAGAAGAAAUUAAUAACUCUAAUUAUUAGAUUGUUGGAAAAUAUUUAAAAUUCGCCUAAAUAUUAUUAAAUAUUUAAGAUAAUAAUGUACAAGAACGUAUUUAAAUGUUAUUGGGAUAUCCCUAACCUAAUUAUUAAGAGAGUUAUAUCAUUGGAUGUUCAACAAAUUUAUCUUAAUAAUGUAUAAUUUAUGUAUCCAAUACAGGAUCUCUAAAUGAAAAUAUUUCUAUAUUAAAUUAAUUAUUUUUUAAUCAAAAAGCUGAUUAAAAUUCAGCAAUUUAGAUGAUGAAGAUGCUUUUAGAAGUAAUGAAUUAAAAUAAAGAAGUUUUCUUUUACAUUAUAAAUUUACCACCUCCAAGCUAUAUCUAUUCUAAAUAUACUGAUUGGUUUGAAGCAUUUCUAAAUGAAUUCUAAGUAGAUUGUAUCACUUAAAUGGUAAUAAAAGAUUCAAUUUUCUUCAACAAGAAAUUAGAGCUUGAAUAAACUAUCAAGUUAUGGGAAUAAUUCAGGAUAAAUUAUUAAAAAAUGACUUAAAUUCCAUUUUAUCAUCCUCUUUAACCAAUCUAUAUUUUAGGAAAUACAAUUGAAACAGAAUUAGUCUCAAGAGAAGCCUAUAUGGAUAAUAUAUUUUUAGAGACCUAUGAAUCACUUGUUUAUUAUUUAGAAUCUACUCCUACUUUAAUAAGUAACUUAGCAUUCCCAUCUUCAAUACUUACAAAUAAUAUUCAUAUUCAAUCUUCUAAAAUCGAACCUACUUCCAAUAUUUUUAAUAUUCUGUAGAAUAAUUAAACAAUCUAAUAGAAUUUUUCAAGGCCUACGCAAUUUCAUGAAUUUGAACAAAACAUAAGUUCUAAUGAGAUUGGUUAUAAUGAAUAAUAGUAAGUUAACAAUGAUUUCAUUAAUGAAUUAUAAAAUAAUCCGCUUCAUAAUUAAAAAGCUUAAAGAUAAAGAGAAAUGAAUAAAGAAAAUUAAGAUUAUAAUAAUUUGCAAUAAUUUUAAAAAUAAUAAUUAAUUAAAUGUAAUUUACCAAUUUAAGUUGCCCCCUUAAUGAAAAGAUUUAUGAUCAACAAUUAAACUGAUUAAAUUAUCUAUGUAAUUUGCUCAAUUAAUAAAUAUCCUGAUAUGAUGAUUAAUUUCAUGUAAGAAUAUAUUUGUUUAUAUCUUUAGAUUGCCAAAAAUAAUAUACAAAAUGAUUCCUCCAUUUACUGUUAUGCAUUUGACUACUAUCAUGAAAAUUAUUCCUUAAAAUGAAUGGGGAAUCUAUGAUAUCGCUUUAGACAUAAAUUCUAACAAUUUACAAAAAAAGAACUAAGGAAAAAAUCAAUAAUAAUAGUAUUUUAAUCACUUAUUUUAGAGUUAAAGGUAAGGUUGAAGUACCUUAAAAACCAAUUGAAAAAUCAAACUUAACCAAUGAAAUUUAAUGUCCUUAAUGUACAUUGUUGUAGUCUUCUUCUAAUUCUUUAUGUGAACUUUGUGGUUUUAGCUUUUAGUGA